UUGCGUGGUGCCGGCAGCGCAGAGCGGCGGGGUCUCAUUGUUGGGCACGGCGGGAUCAUGAGGGGCGACCGAGGCAGAGGCCGCGGCGGACGCUUUGGUUCCAGGGGAGGCCCUGGCAGUGGGUUCCGGCCCUUUGUGCCGCACAUCCCCUUUGAUUUCUAUGUCUGUGAAAUGGCUUUUCCCCGCGUGAAGCCGGCCGCGGAUGAGACCGCCUUCAGCGAGGCCCUGCUCAAGAGGAACCAGGACCUGGCUCCCACCGCUGCCGAACAGGCCUCCAUCCUUUCCCUGGUGACCAAGAUAAACAACGUGAUCGACAACUUGAUCGUGGCACCGGGGACGUUCGAAGUGCAAAUCGAGGAGGUUCGUCAGGUGGGCUCCUACAAGAAGGGGACCAUGACCACAGGCCACAACGUGGCCGAUCUGGUGGUGAUCCUCAAGAUCUUACCCACCCUGGAAGCUGUGGCAGCCUUGGGGAACAAAGUUGUGGAGAGCCUGCGAGCUCAGGACCCUGGUGAAGUCCUGACCAUGCUGACCAACGAGACGGGCUUUGAGAUCAGCUCGGCCGACGCCACGGUGAAGAUCCUCAUCACCACGGUGCCCCCCAACCUGCGCAAGCUGGACCCGGAGCUGCACCUGGACAUCAAGGUGCUGCAGAGCGCCCUGGCUGCCAUCAGGCACGCGCGCUGGUUCGAGGAGAACGCGUCGCAGUCCACGGUGAAGGUCCUGAUCCGGCUGCUGAAGGACCUGAGGAUUCGAUUCCCCGGCUUCGAGCCCCUCACGCCCUGGAUCCUGGACCUGCUGGGCCACUACGCUGUGAUGAACAACCCCACCCGGCAGCCCCUGGCUCUCAACAUCGCCUACAGGCGCUGCCUCCAGAUCCUGGCUGCGGGGCUCUUCCUCCCCGGCUCCGUGGGCAUCACGGAUCCCUGUGAGAGUGGGAACUUCCGAGUCCACACGGUCAUGACCCUGGAGCAGCAGGACAUGGUGUGCUACACGGCGCAGACCCUCGUCCGCAUCCUCUCCCAUGGAGGCUACAGGAAAAUCCUUGGCCAAGAGGGUGAUGCCAGUUACCUGGCUUCGGAGAUGUCCACGUGGGAUGGGGUGAUAGUGACGCCUUCCGAGAAGGCUUAUGAGAAGCCUCCAGAGAAGAAAGAAGGGGAAGAGGAAGAAGAGAACCAAGAGGAACCUGCUGCAGGUGAGGAAGAGGAGAGCAUGGAGACACAGGAGUGAAGGUGCCCAUGGAAAGCCUUGGGGGCUGCUGCAGUGCCCCGAGCAGAGGCUGUGCUAGAACUCGAGCAGAGGAACGAGCCCACGACCUCUCCCUUGGCUGUGUUUUUAUAAGCUGCCCAUUAAAACGUUUCCCCCC
This is a messenger RNA of Pezoporus flaviventris, 1366 nucleotides long. It is a transcript of the gene ILF2, whose product is annotated as interleukin enhancer binding factor 2. The record is from RefSeq and is a predicted model, not a curated record. The coding region runs from base 58 to 1230 and encodes 390 amino acids. NCBI's taxonomy places the organism in Eukaryota, Metazoa, Chordata, Aves, Psittaciformes, Psittacidae. The transcript is spliced from 14 exons.